Molecule: messenger RNA, 1035 nt
Organism: Salpingoeca rosetta
Lineage: Eukaryota; Choanoflagellata; Craspedida; Salpingoecidae
Exons: 12
Coding region: 1-1035 (344 amino acids)
Biological process (GO): D-serine catabolic process
Molecular function (GO): D-serine ammonia-lyase activity
Source: RefSeq, a predicted model, not a curated record
AUGCUGGAACGCGCAGCCGCCUUGGGCGUUUGCGUACGCCCACAUGUGAAAACGCACAAGACAAUCGAAGGUUGCACGCUGCUGCAGACGGGCGGACGACGAUCCCGCAUUGUGGUGUCCACCCUGACGGAGCUCAGGUACUUCCUGGAGCACAAAUUCAGCGAUGUGUUGUACGCAGUGCCGCUCGGCGUCGACAAGAUCCAGCCCAUCGUCUCGCUACAUCUCAACGAGAGCAACGACUUCCAGGUGCUAGUUGACUCGCCAGAGCUAUUGGAGAAGCUGCACACUGCACUUCGCACCUCCGAAUCACGAUGCCCUCUACCCGUGUGGAUCAAGAUUGACUGCGGGUAUCAUCGUGCCGGCGUGCAGGAUCCAGAGGAUGUGUUGGCAUUGGCCCAAUCUAUCAAAGAGCCGCUGACUACGCUUCGAGGCGUGUACACGCAUGCGGGUAUGUCCUACGGCUGCCGCCAUCCAGACCAGAUCCAAGAAUUGGCAGCAACAGAGCGGGACGCUGUCGUCGCUGCAGCAACACUGCUUCGAGACAACGGCAUCGCUGUGCCCGACGUGGGUGUUGGGUCCACACCAACAUGUAGCCACCCGCCUACAUCAGGGCUUGAAGGCGUCACUGAAAUGCACCCAGGCAACUACCUCUUUUAUGACGAGAUGCAGGCGCAGAUUUCCUCGUGCUCAAGAGAGGACAUUGCCGCUUUCGUCAUAACGCGGGUGAUUGGCGUGUAUCCAAAACGAAACCAAAUCUUGAUUGACGCGGGAUGGACAGCCACGUCUUCCCAGGGAGCAGAUGACAACUUUGGCGGAUUCAUCGAUCACCCAAACCUGAAGUUUGUGUCCAUGUCGCAGGAGACGAGUGUGCUGACGUCUAAUGAUGGCAGCCCUCUUCCUUUCGAAAACCUCAAGCUCGGCACCAUCCUUCGAAUCAGACCAUACCAUGCGUGCGCAACGUGCGCUAUGCACACGACGCUGCAUAUCAUGGAAGAUGGCAAGAUCACGACUGUGUGGAAGAACGAGUGCCGCUGA